Gavia stellata (red-throated loon) is the source of this 441-nucleotide messenger RNA. RefSeq names its product LITAF domain containing (gene LITAFD). Lineage: Eukaryota; Metazoa; Chordata; Aves; Gaviiformes; Gaviidae. The record is from RefSeq and is a predicted model, not a curated record. Gene Ontology annotation, molecular function: zinc ion binding. The transcript is spliced from 4 exons. The coding region runs from base 1 to 441 and encodes 146 amino acids.
AUGGCUAGUGAGAAGGGACGUGUGGAAAUUCCUAUGAUUAUGUAUGAACAGCAUCAUGAACCCUACAUGCAAGAACCCUCUGCACCAGAGUACUGCAGCCAGGAGGGGGGUUAUGAGUAUCCUUCUCCGCCACCUUACUCCUAUCGAGAAACAGCCACCCUUGAGCAACCAGUUUACUUGGUGUCUCAGCCUCCGAUCAUUGUAGCAGGCAUCUUCUCAAGCAAACCAACAUCCACAAUAUGCCCUUCCUGCCGCCAACACAUCACCACACAGGUCACCUACAGACUGGGCAGACUGUCCUACCUUCUGUGCACCAGCUUGUGUAUGGUUGGGUGCUGUUUUGGAUGCUGCUUCGUACCUUUCUUUGUGAGGAUCUUCAAGGACGCAGACCAUUACUGCCCAUGCUGCCAAUUUCAUAUCUAUAGAUACAAAAGACUAUAG